AUGGAUGCCGCAGCCGUUCGGGCUCGCAUCGCCGCCACUCUCUCCGCCGAUAUCAACGUGCGAAGAGCCGCCGAGCUCGAACUCAAGCAGGCCGAGAGUCAUCCUGGCUUUAUCGACGUUCUGCUUGAUGUCCUAACUACCGAAGCUGACGACUCUGUUCGACUGUCAGCUGUCAUUUAUCUCAAGAACAGGACGAAUCGAGGCUGGUCUAGGAGCGACCAUUAUCCCGACGAACCGCUGAUAGCGGAAGAAGAAAAGCAACGCUUUCGCGAGCGCGUACUCCCCAUCCUUACCGCAUCUCGAGGUCCCGUUCGUCAGCAGCUGUUACAGCUGAUCCAGCGCAUUUUACAUUUCGACUUUCCCAGAAAAUGGCCGAGUUUCAUGGACGCCACGCUGCAAUUACUGCACGCAAACGACCCCCCUUCUGUUCUCGCCGGUCUGCAGUGCCUCCUCGUCACUUGCCGCGCUUAUAGGUUCAAGCCUCAAGAUGAUUUGAAGGGGGAUUUCGAAAAGAUCGUCGAGGCUACCUUCCCAAGGCUUCAGCAGGUUUGCAACGAAUUGGUCAACCAAGAGAGCGACGAGGCCGGCGAGAUGCUACAUAUCGCCCUCAAAGCCUACAAGCAUACGAUCUGGCUUGAACUCUCCCCUUACCUUAGGCAACACGAUGUCAACAUUGGCUGGUGCACCAUUUUCCUGCAAACUGUGUCCAAAAAGAUGCCCGCGUCAGCUAUGAGCGAAGAUUUGGAUGAGCGCGAGACGAAUCACUGGUGGAAAGCUAAGAAGUGGGCAUAUUUUAACCUCAACAGGCUCUGGAUUAGACAUGCCAACCUCACGGUGGCCGCUUCGAAGAACGACGAUAUGUCGAGGUUCUCUAAGGAGUUCGAGAGCACUAUUGCACCCGAAAUUCUCAAGCAUUACCUCCAAGAGAUCGAGAAAUGGGUUUCUAAGACGUCAUGGCUUAGCAAACCGUGUUUAUCGCAUACGCUUGUUUUCCUGGACGAAUGCUGCCGGCCGAAGUCUAUGUGGAGCUUGAUGCAACCCCAUCUCACGAACCUGGUUACUCAUCUGAUCUUCCCCGUCCUGUGUUUAAGUCGAGAAGAUGUUGAGAAAUUUGAAGACGAACCCGAGGAAUAUCUACAUCGAAAACUGAACUUCUACGAGGAACUCUCCGCCCCUGACGUGGCGGCAACCAAUUUCCUCGUUACCCUGACCAAAACUCGCAGAAAGCAGACGUUCGAAAUCUUACAGUUUGUCAACAGUGUCGUCAACGAAUACGAGCAGGCGCCGGAUGACAAGAAGAACCAUAUCGCGAAGGAGGGCGCGUUGAGAAUGAUUGCUACUCUAGCGCCGGUCCUUCUAGGCAAAAAGAGCCCGGUUGCCGACCAGAUCGAAUAUUUCCUAGUCCGUUACGUCUUCCCCGAUUUCAAGAGCCCUCUAGGUUAUCUCCGAGCCCGUGCCUGCGACACCAUCGAAAAGUUUGAGCAGCUCAACUUCAAGGAUCAGAAUAACCUACUCCUCGUUUAUCGGCAUAUCCUCGAUUGUAUGGCUGACAGCGAUCUGCCCGUCAGAGUCACGGCAGCCCUAGCACUACAGCCCUUAAUUCGACAUGACGUUAUCCGUAUAAGCAUGCAGCAGAGCAUCCCUACCAUCAUGCAGCAGCUGCUCAAGCUAGCCAAUGAAUGUGACAUUGACGCGUUAGCCAACGUGAUGGAGGACUUUGUCGAAGUGUUCGCGGCCGAGCUUACUCCGUUCGCUGUGGCUUUGAGCGAACAACUAAGAGAUACCUACCUAAGGAUUAUCAGUGAGCUCCUCACUAAGAAUAGUGGUCGUGACGAUGAUGACUUUGGCGAUUAUAUGGACGACAAGAGCAUAACCGCUCUAGGUGUCUUGCAAACCAUUGGCACCCUAAUCCUAACCUUAGAGAGUACUCCGGACGUGCUACUGCACAUUGAGGCUGUUCUAAUGCCCGUCAUUCAAGUGACCUUGGAGAACAAGUUAUACGAUCUUUAUAACGAGGUUUUCGAAAUAAUCGAUAGCUGUACGUUUGCCGCAAAAAGCAUUUCACCUACUAUGUGGACGGCUUUUGAGCUCAUCCACGGCACAUUUAAAUCGGGUGCUGAGCUGUACUUUGAGGACAUGCUACCGGCCCUGGAUAACAUUGUGCAAUACGGCGCUGGUCAACUGAUGCAGAAGCCCGACUACGUCCAGGCCUUAUACGGAAUGGUUCAAGACAUGUUCUCAGGCCAGAAGGUUGGAGACGUCGACCGCAUCUGCGCGUGUAAGCUAGCGGAAGCUAUGAUGUUAAGUCUACGUGGUCAUAUUGACCAAUCCGUCACCGGAUUCAUCACUACGGCCAUGACCGUGCUUACCAGUCAAGAGAUCAGGGUCAAGUCAUAUAAAAUUCACCUGAUGGAAAUGGUUAUAAAUGCCAUUUACUACAAUCCGCUCUUAACUCUAGCUGUCCUGGAAAACAAAGGGUGGACCAACAAGUUCUUCAGUCUCUGGUUUAGCCACAUGGACCACUUCACCCGGGUACACGAUAAAAAGUUGUGUAUUGUCGCUAUUGUCGCCCUGCUGAGCUUGAACACAGACCAGAUCCCUGCUAGUGUCAGCGUUGGCUGGCCGAGGCUCUUGCAAGGGAUUACCGGCCUCUUCAAGACGCUGCCCGCUGCCCUAAAAAACCGCGAGGAAGCAUUGAAGGAAGACUUCACGUACGACUCGAACGAUUACGGGUAUGAGGAUGAGGACGAGUGGGCCGAUGAGGAUACCAGCUGGGCUGUUGAAGAGAGUGCGGGAGCAGACCAGGGAGAUGUUCAUGAUGAAAGUACGGCUUAUUUAGAGUUCCUCAACGAGGAGGCAGCUAAAUUCAGUCAAAUUGAGAAUCAGCACGGGGCCCUCGACGACGAUGACUCAGACGAUGAGCUUGGCGAAGAUAGCGUUUCGCUCGAAUCACCUCUCAACAAGGUUGAGCCCUAUCAACUCUUCCGGACUGUCUUAAUGAAGAUGCAACAGGAAAAUCCACAACUCUACUCGAGUCUCACCUCAAACCUCUCGGCGGAUGAGCAAAGCGUUAUCCAAAAUGUGGUUCAACAGGCCGAAGCCAAUGCCCAGGCUGCUUUGCAACUAGCAGCCCAAGUGGCACAACAUGCUCAGGGGGUUCCCGGAGCACCUGACAGCGUGACUAGAUAG
Messenger RNA from Daldinia caldariorum, 3189 nucleotides. RefSeq names its product importin-7. NCBI's taxonomy places the organism in Eukaryota, Fungi, Ascomycota, Sordariomycetes, Xylariales, Hypoxylaceae. The record is from RefSeq and is a predicted model, not a curated record. Bases 1 to 3189 code for a protein of 1062 amino acids. Gene Ontology annotation, biological process: protein import into nucleus. Gene Ontology annotation, molecular function: small GTPase binding. Gene Ontology annotation, cellular component: nuclear envelope; cytosol. The transcript has 7 exons.